Chaetomium strumarium is the source of this 1520-nucleotide messenger RNA. Its product is annotated as fatty acid hydroxylase superfamily-domain-containing protein. Gene Ontology annotation, biological process: sphingolipid biosynthetic process. The record is from RefSeq and is a predicted model, not a curated record. The coding region runs from base 181 to 1308 and encodes 375 amino acids. Gene Ontology annotation, molecular function: sphingolipid delta-4 desaturase activity; iron ion binding. Lineage: Eukaryota; Fungi; Ascomycota; Sordariomycetes; Sordariales; Chaetomiaceae. The transcript is spliced from 2 exons. Gene Ontology annotation, cellular component: endoplasmic reticulum membrane.
CGUCUUUUUCUACUCCGGCCUCUCCGCGCCACCUCUUCGCCCCCGGCGAUCUUCCAUUCUUGACUUCUUAACUUGACUCUGCUGCUGUCACAAGGCAGCUUUCAUAUCCAAUUCCACGAAUUUGCGCCCGCCAACUUCCCGCCUCCAUCUGCUCGCCGUUGACACGGUCCCGCUCGCACAAUGGCGAACAUAACGGUCGCCUCCGAUUUGCCGCCAUUGCCGGCGUACGAAACCCGGCCGAUGCCCGAUCUUUUGCCUUUCAUCUCGGACUUCUGGCUGCUGGCCAUCCUCCCGCACAUCGCGUACUGGGUUGUCUCGUUGAUUUUCCACGUCAUCGACAUCUACGACCUCUAUCCGCAGUACCGGUUGCAUACGCCCGAGGAGAUUACCCAGCGCAAUCUGGCGUCGAGGUGGGAGGUGCUACGCGAUGUGAUUAUCGAGCAAGUCAUUCAGAUUAUAACGUCGGCUGUCUUGACGCUGUCCGAGGCCCAGCAGACCACCGGUAUGGAGGAGUAUGACGUCGCUGUCUGGGCGACCCGUAUCCGUUUGGCGCAGCGGACACUGCCGUCCGUCCUCGGAGUGCUCGGACUAAACGCUGCGGCCAUCUCUAAGAACAUGGCUGCUACCCACCCGCUGCUGGCCGGCGCGCUGGCUGGCGGUCACUAUCCGUUCCUCACCACCACCCUCGACGACGUCACCGGGGCCGCGGUGCCAGCGUUUGCGACAUGGGAGCUGUUGCUGGCCAAGGCCAUCUACUGGGUCCUUAUCCCGUGUUUCCAGUUCUGGGUUGCCGUCGCGUUCUUGGACACCUGGCAGUACUUCAUGCAUCGGGCGAUGCACGUGAACAAGUGGAUGUACACCCACUGGCACGCCCGACACCACCGCCUGUACGUACCGUACGCCUACGGCGCGCUGUACAACCAUCCCGUCGAGGGCUUCGUGAUGGACACGCUGGGCGCGGGCGCCGCGUACAAGGUGGCCUGCAUGAGCCCGCGGAUGGCCAUGGUCUUCUUCACGUUCAGCACGAUGAAGACGGUCGACGACCACUGCGGGUACAAGCUGCCAUGGGACCCUCUGCAGCACAUCACGAGCAACAACGCGGCGUACCACGAUAUUCACCACCAGAGCUGGGGCAUCAAGAGCAACUUCUCGCAGCCCUUCUUCAUCAUCUGGGACCGCCUGCUGGGCACCAUGUGGACGGGGGAUGCUAAGGCCAAGUAUGAGCGGACGCGGGCGGCAGCGGCGGAGAAGAAGAAGGAUGUCGCUACGGGGGCCCGUACUGCUAAUGGCAAGGCCAAGGCAAAGUAAUCUGGUUUGGAUGCGUGUUGGGGUUGAGAAGAAGUCCUGGACCACUUCCAUUCAGCCACAAUUCGCUGGGCGGGUGGUUGAUAGACUACGAAGGGCCGGCGCACGCGAAGCAAUCGGCAAAAGCUUAUGAUAUAUUUUUUGCAGACUUGGGAAGACACGCUCCAAGGGAGGCCCCUGUUUUGGAUCCGUUCCGGAAUGGCAAAUCCAGACAA